Messenger RNA from Fragaria vesca subsp. vesca, 1968 nucleotides. Its product is annotated as S-alkyl-thiohydroximate lyase SUR1-like. The record is from RefSeq and is a predicted model, not a curated record. Gene Ontology annotation, molecular function: pyridoxal phosphate binding; transaminase activity. NCBI's taxonomy places the organism in Eukaryota, Viridiplantae, Streptophyta, Magnoliopsida, Rosales, Rosaceae. The coding region runs from base 5 to 1258 and encodes 417 amino acids. Gene Ontology annotation, biological process: amino acid metabolic process; biosynthetic process. The transcript is spliced from 7 exons.
GAAAAUGAAAAACAAGUGGAAUUUUCAGGGGAAUGGAGAGCUCAAAACGGCACCAGGAAUCACUAUUCGAGGAGUUCUCUCCAAUAUAAUGCAAAAUCUCAACAAAGAUGAUCAAAGGCCUAUCAUUCCUCUCGGCCACGGUGACCCCUCCGCUUUCCCAUGCUUCCGGACUAGUCUUUCGGCUGAAGAUGCCAUCGUUGAUUCUGUUCGGUCCGGCAAGUUCAACUGCUAUUCUCCCGCAGUUGGUAUUUUACCAGCCAGGAGGGCAGUUGCAGAUUAUCUGUCCAAAGAUCUCCCAUACAAGUUAUCGCCUGACGAUGUUUAUCUUACAAUUGGAUGUACACAAGCAAUUGAAGUGCUACUGACAGCUAUAUCUCUGUCAAAUCCUGUUGCCAACAUUCUGCUUCCAAGGCCAGGCUUCCCUUUCUAUGAUGUUCGGGCAGCCUGUUCCAAUCUGGAAGUUCGCCGCUAUGAUCUGCUUCCGGAACAGGGUUGGGAGGUUGAUCUUGAAGCUCUUGAAGCACUUGCAGAUGAAAAUACAGUUGCCAUGGUCAUCAUCAAUCCCGGAAAUCCUUGUGGAAAUGUUUAUACGUCUCAACAUAUGAAGAAGAUUGCAGAGACGGCAAGGAAGCUUGGGAUUAUUGUAAUUGCUGAUGAAGUGUAUGACCAUCUUACUUUCGCAAGCACUCCAUUUGUUCCAAUGGGGACAUUUGGAUCUAUUGCCCCAGUUCUUACACUUGGUUCCAUAUCAAAAAGAUGGAUUGUACCUGGUUGGAGACUUGGUUGGAUUGUCACCUGUGACCCCAAUGGAAUUCUUCAACAAACGGGGAUUAUGAAGUCCAUUACAGGGUGUCUCGAGGUCUCAUCGGAUGCUCCAACCUUCAUUCAGGCAGCAAUUCCUCAAAUUAUAGAGAACACAAAGGAAGAUUUCUUUUUGAAAAUAGUAGAGAUACUAAGAGGUGCUGCAGACAUAUGUUUUGAUAAACUUAAUGAGAUCCCCUUCAUUACCUGCCCAAGCAAACCUGAGGGUUCCAUGUUUGUAAUGGUAAAGCUGAAUCUCUCAUUGUUGGAUGACAUUAGUGAUGAUGUUGAGUUCAGCCUCAAACUUGCCACAGAGGAAUCUGUCAUAGUACUACCUGGUGUAACUGUCGGAUUGAAGAAUUGGUUGCGGAUAACAUUCGCCUGUGACCAUUCCAGUCUUGAAGAUGGCCUUGGGAGGAUUAAAGGUUUCUGUGAAAGGCAUGCCAAGAAAGAGUAACAUGCAUGUAUUGCAAUUCAGAUUAAGAUGGAGUACAUACAUCUGGUGGGGAUCAGAAACUCCUGGUUGGAUCUCAUGCUUCACUCAAAUGCUGCCUUUGAUUUAUAAGAAGAACAGUAGAAAAUUGACUAGUCAGUCAGUUACUCAAAAAGUCAAAAUGAAUAAGAACCCUCUGUAUCGCAAGGGUGAUUUAAAGGAGAUCAGCAACUUCGCGUUGUGUCUCAUGUUGCAUGCAGGACUUGUAACUCCCUGGAUUCUUAUGACACUCGAAAGAGAGUAUUUGUUAGAUAAGUGAAAGUUUUCUGCAAUUUCUAAAUGAUUUCAUGAGUUUGUUCUGUUAUAUAUGUACUUUCCCAGCCAAUUCGACAAUACGCCUAUGCAUAUUAGGUCUACAAUUUCCUCAGCUGUUUGGUAAGAAGCUAGGUAGUCAGCUAGCAGCUAGCAUAUAUAUCAACUUUAUAAUAUUGUACAAGAAACUCAUGUCCCAAUUUAUUCUUGGUGGUCAGGGGAGGAAGCGUUCUGACAUGAUCCCUCGGCGCGGAUUAGUCUCUGGCUUGGGCUUGGAAGCCUUUGAGGAUACCGUUGUUGAUACUCUAAAAAAAAAAUGUCUUAAAGACCAACUUCAACUUCAUUCAUUUACAAAUGCUGAUAAAUCUUAAUUUAUUUUAUUUCUUCCUGAAGUUUAGAGAAUCUGAUAUCCAAAUGAACAG